Messenger RNA from Labrus mixtus (cuckoo wrasse), 3495 nucleotides. It is a transcript of the gene doc2a, whose product is annotated as double C2-like domains, alpha. Gene Ontology annotation, cellular component: membrane. NCBI's taxonomy places the organism in Eukaryota, Metazoa, Chordata, Actinopteri, Labriformes, Labridae. The coding region runs from base 121 to 1431 and encodes 436 amino acids. The record is from RefSeq and is a predicted model, not a curated record. The transcript is spliced from 11 exons.
CCCCCUCGCUCUCUCUCGACCACUCAGCCGCCUCUCUCACCACCUGUUAGUGCGGACCCCUCGUGCUCUGACAUCCACUUGUUUGUGUAGGAAUCUCCUCCACUCACAAUCAAAGACUCUAUGACGGUGCAGAGAGGAAAGAAGCUCAGCAUCUCCAUCCAGGAACACAUGGCCAUUGACGUAUGCCCUGGCCCCAUCAGACCCAUCCGACAGAUCUCCGCCUACUUCCCCCGCCUGUCCCCUACCUCCCCUGUCCCCACUUCCCCAAACCCUGCUACCUCCCCUCUGGCCCUUAGCCCUGGCUUGGUGGUCCCGGGGAUGGGCGGGUCUAAUCUCCUGUCUCCCCUGUUGGCCCACGGGCGGCCAGGUGGGGGCGGGUCUCUGUCUCUGACCAGCAGCGUGGACACGUCGGUGGAGAUUAACAGCUCCGACAGUGACGACUGCACUGCACUGGGAACGCUGGAGUUUGAGCUGAGAUACGACCAGAGCUCCAGUGAGCUGCACUGCACUGUGCUGCGGGCCAAGGGUCUCAAGCCCAUGGACUUUAACGGGUUAGCAGACCCCUACGUGAAGCUGCACCUGCUGCCAGGAGCCUGUAAGGCCAAUAAGCUGAAGACGAAGACGAUUCGAAACUCUCUGAAUCCAGUUUGGAAUGAAACCCUCACUUACGUUGGGAUCACAGAAGAAGACAUGCACAGGAAGACACUCAGGUUGACUGUGUGUGAUGAAGACAAGUUGACUCACAAUGAGUUGAUUGGAGAGUCGAGAGUGCCCUUGAAAAGAGUCAAACCUGACCAGACUAAACAUUUUCACACCUGCCUGGAACAUCCUCCCCCGCUCCCCUCUCCGACUGCCAUGGGUGAAGCCCUGCGAGGGAUCUCCUGCUACUUAAGAGAGUGGGAGAACGAGCAGCUACACAGCCUGGAAGAAAGAGGUCGUCUUCUUCUCUCCCUGCAGUUUCUGCCUCCUCAGAAGGAGGAUGAAGACGUGGAGGGAAGAGGAGGAGGAGGAGAAGGUGAAGGCCGUCGCAGUGGAGGGCUCUGUGUAGGAGUGAAGCGCUGCGCCCACUUAGCCGCCAUGGAUGUCAACGGAUUUUCCGACCCCUACGUCAAAAUAUACCUGAAGCCCGAUAUAGAGAAGAAAUCCAAGCACAAAACAACAGUGAUAAAAAAAACUCUCAACCCUGAAUUCAACGAGGAGUUCUUCUACGAGAUUUCCCUGUCCGAGCUCACCAAUAAGACUCUGGAGGUGACUGUGUGGGACUACGACCUGGGACGCUCCAAUGAUUUCAUAGGUGGAGUUUGUCUGAGCUGUCACUCCCAGGGCGACGCCCUCCGUCACUGGAUGGACUGCCUGAAGAACCAAGGCAGGAGGGUGGAGCGGUGGCACAUCCUGACCAACGAGCUGCCACAAACCCUCAGCCACGACUAAAAGCCCGCACGGCAUUCUGCAUGCGGUCACUGUCAGGUAAUUAGCGGCUCAACAGAUAUCCUCCUGUUUCUCUGAGGGACAGACAUGAGAAAGUACACCGCAGGAGUCAGCAGCGAUUGAAAGAAAAAAAAAAAGUGUAUAAUAUUAGGAGCCAACGUGAUGGGUGGAGAGCAAGGUGGAGCUGGAGCAGCACGGUGUUGUGCCUUCAUUAUUGAUCAGUGAGUCGCCUGGAAAAGAAGCUUAAUGGCUCCAUCAACACAUCAACAUCUCACCUCAUUCACACGCCACAGGGUUAGACCGAAACACUCGACUGAAGAGGGAUGAAACUCAGACACGAAACACAAAUCAUAGCUGCAGAUCUCAGAUUUGCACUUUUAGUUUAGUUGAGAUUAAACUGCAUGUUUUUUUUUUCAACAGCAAACACAUUUGUUUUGUAAAUCACACGUCCCGCCUUCUCUUUGGAAGAACAAUUUAUUUUAACUGUCCAUUGCCAAAACAGAGACAUUUAUUUUAUGUUGAACUGUCAUGAAGCUGCCUCAGCCAACACAUAUUAGUCUGUUAUUUUAUACAGUCUAACCCCCGAAUGUUUCUCUUGUUUAUGACUGUACCAUUACAUCCAAGUCUUAGAGCUCAGCAUCAUUUUACCAACAAUAUAAGCAGGCAGUCUUUCAGUAAUUUAGCAGAAAUAUGUGUGAAAAUAUUGACUGUAUAUAAAAAAUAGACAUAGCCUCCGAGUCUGAGAAGUGAAAUCAAUACCGAAUGGCCUCAAACAUGCAUUCAUUCUGACUCCCAGUGGUUGCCAAAGAAUUGUCAGAUAAUGUCGAAGCCUCCCAAAUAAUGAGCCUUCUUCUCACUUGAUUCAAAAGCUCUGUAAACAUUUUCUUAUCAAGUUUAUAUUCUCAUUUGCUUGUUUCAAGUCUUCUUCAAAGUAGCAUGUUCAUUUAGUAAAUAAUAGUUUAAAAUGGUAUGUUUUUCUACCUUGGGAUUGACAAGUGGCUAACACAGUGACCUGAUAAAUGUAAUUUACAGCCUUCAGUGGAGUGGAAGGGACGAUGGAGUACACAGCUCAUACCUACUUAUUUUUCAGUCCUUCAUUGCCUAUAAAAUCUUCUAAAUGCCCUGUGAUGGGCAUCAUACAGUGCUAGCCUUAUCUGUCUCUUAUUGGCUUGUACUUAUUGUUGCCUUCGUCGGUUGGUAGGGUACGUAAGUAAGAGUAAGCCAAUCAGAUACAGAGUUGGGUGAGUCAUAUCUUGCCAAUGCUAAUCUAGGAAAAAAUGUAGCCUGAGGACUUCCUGUCUGCCCUGUUGUCCAACACUGUGCCGUUAACUUCAUAAUGAAGUCGAGCAGCUAUGUUCCGAUACUUAAGGCCCAUUUUUAAGGUGAACCAAAUAUGCAAGAGCAGUCUAACAUGUCACUGUUUAUAACACAGGGCAUUCAUCCUUUGCUGGACGGGCUGACAUUUGGGGCAUAAAUUAUGAGUAUACCCAGUUCAUAUUUUAUAUUCAUAGUUUCAUCAUUUCUUUUUUCAAUAGCCAAAAUAAGCAUACCGAGCAUUAUCACAGUUACUUUUGAUUAGAAAUGUGUUGCUGACGUUUCUUGGGUAAGCUGGGUAACUUAGUGUUUGUUAACCUUUCUACCCUCUCAUCAAGGUAUGGUUACUUCUGGCUCCAAUUAAUGGGUCAUAUCAAAAUGGCUAUGUCAACUUUUUAUGUACAGUCUUUGGUUUUUUACAACUUUUCACCUCAAGAUAGUCCAUAGCAAUGUUUAGUAGAAAAAAAUAAAAUUUUCAGCAUGGAUCAUUGAUGAAUAUUAUUCUCCUGUUAGUGGCCACCCUGCCACUUCUGUAUGUUCUGGAUGGAGGAUGAUCCAUGGAUUUCCUACAACAACACUGUCUUUUUAAGUUGUCCUAUCGACCCAAUUUCAGAAAACCAGCUUUGAUCAUUAAACCUCUGGGGGCAAUGGGUUGUUUUUAAGGGCUCUCAGUUUAGCCGAGGCCAAGACUUCCUCUUCCUUUCAUUUACAUUCCGUUAACUGAAUUCAUGUGCAGAGGUCUGUUUGCAAAGA